UAAUGAAAAUGGGAAGAAAAUUAGACAGCCCUCUACUUAAACUUCUUGGAAAAACAUUUGUAAAAAUGGAAGAAAAAUUAUCCAUGGUUGAUGACGAAACAAAACAUGAUACUCCAGCUGUUGACGGAAAAAAUGAAAAGGAAAAAGAAACUGACCAGUUUGCCGAAAAAUUAGACAACGUAAUUAAGGAAAUAUGUCUCUUACAUCCGUGUGGCAAAUGGAGUGAUUGGGAAGACUGUGACGCAAAAAAGAAUGGAACAUUUGGUUCUCAAACUCGAACAAGAAAAUGUGGAUAUAAUUCCACUCUUUGUAUAAGCAACAGUGAGACCAGCUGGAUAGAGAAAGAUAUCAGACUAUGUGAAUACUCUCCUUGGUGUCCAUCCGACUACAAACUGACAGAGGACGACUACUGUGUCAAACUGUAUGCUGACCAGAAGAAAACUUGGCAGAAUGCACAGAAGACAUGUUCAGAAGAUGGUGGACAUUUGAUUAGUAUACAUUCUGACAGUAAAUCAAGGAUUGUAGAAGCAAUUCUUGAAAGUAUGAAUGUUGACGAUAUCUGGAUUGAUGGAAUAAAGAAGUCGAGUGAUGGAGAUUGGGAAUUCUUGAACAAGUUUGCUUAUAGAAAUUGGUAUAAAGAUCAGCCAGAUGGUACUAUUAUUCCACAGUGUAUUAAUCUCUACAAAUUUGGAAAGUGGAUAUGGCUUGAUGAUCCAUGUUCAGAAAAGUACUAUUACAUGAGCGAAAUUUUAGCCAGCACAUAG
Molecule: messenger RNA, 764 nt
Organism: Mercenaria mercenaria
Lineage: Eukaryota; Metazoa; Mollusca; Bivalvia; Venerida; Veneridae
Exons: 2
Coding region: 3-764 (253 amino acids)
Source: RefSeq, a predicted model, not a curated record